Messenger RNA from Caenorhabditis sp. 36 PRJEB53466, 1194 nucleotides. The record is from the annotation of a GenBank genome assembly. Lineage: Eukaryota; Metazoa; Nematoda; Chromadorea; Rhabditida; Rhabditidae.
AUGGGAAAGAGAAGAGCUUCCCGCAUUCUCGACAGUUCAGCCAAAACAGAAGCGUCAUUCGACCUCCGAGAAGUCAAAAAUGAGAAACUCAACGUUUCCUCGGUAAAAGCCUUUGAAAGUCCACAUUUUUUUGCAAAUGAAAGCUAAUGUUGCAGGAAUCGGAGCACGAUGAUUAUGAAGAUCGAGACCAAACUGAGUUGUAUGACACAACAGUGAAGAACGGUGACUCGGCAUAUGAGCCGGAUCGAAUGAGAAUUCUUGUCGAGGUAGUGAACGGAUAUUGUUCGAAAAAAGCUCAGUGGAACGACUUUUUCAGUCGUUCACCGAGUUUCUCAACGAUCGUCAAUAUUCGGCGGUAACCAUCCAUAACAUGGAGAAAUUGGUUACCGAAUGGGGCGAAAUACGUCCGGAGGAUUCCAUCGACGUCGGGUAUUCAAAAAAUCUACGAUAAAUUCAAAUUACAUAAAUUUUCAGCCUUUUCUGCGCCGAUUAUCGCAAAUAUCUGAAAAGCGCACUGAAAAUCGGCCAUCUGCACCUCAACGACGCCACCAUGCUUCUGACGACUUACUUGAGCAGCGAGAAGUCGUUGAAGGAGUUUAAGAGUUUUCCUGCCAGGCCACCGACUAAGCUUAAACUCUAUCUCGAAAAGAACAAUCUCAAAUUGACACUCGGAGGGAUGGGAGUACGUUUCCUCUAUCUUUGCGUUAUUAUAAUGCUUGACUUCAAGACUAUCAAUUUCAGGUUGCAUACAGGCACAUGCGUGAGAACGAUUCCGCCGAAGAAAUGGAAGAAAUCAAUGAGAAGGUACGUGCGGCUACACUGCAGUACCUGCCGGCUCUCCAACAUUUCCUGGAUUCUCAUCCGAAUCUGACAGAAAUUCAACGUCGCGCCGUGGAAGUCAAAAUCAAACAAAUUCAAAAACUGACGACACCGAAGCAACCAAAGGGUGCCACUCCGAAGAGGCCAAGAAAGAGGGGAAGAUCGUCCAAGAAAGAGCCGGAGACAGCGUUUCGCCUCUUCUGCAGAACCAAAACCGACAAGUUUGUAUUUUCUAAGCGAGACUCAUUCACAAUUUCGGUUCUCAGGUACCGUGAUUUGUCCGAAGAGGACCGCGAGAGGAAACUGCAGAAAAAAUUUGACAAGCUCUCGACGGGGGAGCGUGAGAUUCUGGAAAAACUGGCUUUCACUGCGUAG